UCUCAUUAUUCUUUCUUUCUUUCUUUCUUUCUUUCUUUCUUUCUUGAUCUGUUGUAAUAAUGGAGAGACUAUCGAUGUUGUCCAAACAAAAGCCAGUGGUGAUCUUCAGCAAGAGCUCUUGUUGCAUGAGCCACACUCUCAAGACUCUCAUCUGCAACUAUGGCGCCAGCCCUUUGGUCCAUGAGCUUGAUGAGGACCCAAAUGGACGGGAAUUGGAGAGAUCACUCAUGAGGCUAGGAUGUAAUCCAGUCGUUCCGGUUGUGUUCAUAGGCGUACAAUUAGUUGGGGGAGCGAAUGAAGUCAUGGAGCGUCAAAUGAAUGGUACUCUCAAAAGUACGCUCAUCCGACCAAAUGCAAUAUGGGUUUAA
Messenger RNA from Telopea speciosissima, 368 nucleotides. Its product is annotated as monothiol glutaredoxin-S2-like. Lineage: Eukaryota; Viridiplantae; Streptophyta; Magnoliopsida; Proteales; Proteaceae. The coding region runs from base 60 to 368 and encodes 102 amino acids. The transcript has a single exon. The record is from RefSeq and is a predicted model, not a curated record.